Molecule: messenger RNA, 779 nt
Organism: Aplosporella prunicola CBS 121167
Lineage: Eukaryota; Fungi; Ascomycota; Dothideomycetes; Botryosphaeriales; Aplosporellaceae
Exons: 3
Coding region: 45-665 (206 amino acids)
Source: RefSeq, a predicted model, not a curated record
CGGACGGCAGUUAAGUCUAGGCGCUAGAGCAGACACGCUCGUGCAUGCGACGUUAUCGCUGCAGAGCUGCUGCCGUGUUCAGGUAUAUAAAGCCAGGCGACCAGAGCAAAAACCCCAGAACCACCACACCGGACAAGCCAACAGCUUCGAUCACUCAAACACUCCCUUCAAGAACAGUCUACGCAACGCCAACCAUGCACGCCCCAACCCUCCUCCUCAGCACCCUCGCCCUCUUCACCACCAACGUGGCCGCCGCCGCUCAAGGCGUCGCAUCCCUCAGCAGCAUCGAGACGCACGCGCCCGCCAGCAAUGAGGACUUUGAGCGCAGCGUCAGCUUCAACGUCAAGGACACCGACUCCGCGGACCCGGUCACCGCGUUCUGCGGCGCGAGCUGGGACGUGAGGGAGCAGGAGUUCCCCACUGAAUAUACCCACUGCAACGCCACGUCGUGGGCGUGGUACGUGACGAGCUGGGGCGACGGGUUCGGGCUCGAGCUGCGGCACACGUACAUUGACCGCGAGGCGCGCAAGUUCCAUGAACGGUUUGGAAGCCCCCAGGUCAUGGGGCUGCAGAGCUGCUCGGAGGCGACGUCGCGCACCGGCGAUUGCGUGUAUUCGCCGUUAUCGGUGCCGUUUUAUCGCGAGAUUACUGGCCCGACUUCUUAGGGGUGGUGGGGGAGGAGUUAAUGUGGGGGUUGCAGGUGAGGGGGGGUUUGGUUUCUUCUUGUCGUACUUAUUCUUUUAUACUUGAUAGAGCUAAAUAAUGGAUCUUAUGACUGG